AGGAGAUGAAGUGCAACCCUAUCAAAGUUGUUCAUCCGUGAGCUGGUUGUAUUGUUCAAAUCAUCUUCUUAAAAUCUUUAUUUCUCAUGGGAGUACUAGAUGUAGAAGUUGCAAAGCAUCUUCUUCGCAAGAAGAACAAGAAGGAGCACAAAAUCCUAUUCGCAUGUCCUCCAAGUGAGACUACUUAUCGUCCUGAUUGCGCAGUGGUCAUGGUCUUUCAGUAGCCAGUGUAGUCGUGGGCACGAAGAGCAUCAUUGCGGACGAGAAGGAGAGGUGGACAACGACAAACGUCGACAUUUUACUUCGGAGGCGAGGACGAGUGCAGGAAGAACUUCUACAUGGCGAGGACGAGUGCAGGAAGAACUACUACAGGGCUUGAACAAUUUCAUCGAUUGCCAGAAAAGAAAUUGUGAUAACACGCACGGAAAAACCGCGCCACCAACUUCCCGAUUUUUAAGUAUGUCCACGACCCGACGCGGCGCCUCGCCGCCGCGGUCCUGGCCCCAACAUUUAAACCACAAUAUGAGAGUGUCAGAAUCGAAAUUGACAAAAUCGAAAAAUUUGUGAUGCACAAAAUCGAUGUCAGUUGGAGCCUCAGUUUCUAAGUGGCGCAUGACAAAUUUUGGGAGAAUCCAAAUCCAGUCUGUCAUGGUGUUUGGGCAAAGAAGACUCCUCCUGUCAUGCUACUCUUGCAGCACAUUGCAUACCCCUGCCAAACAGGCUCAGAAUCGGUCUCAUUUAUUUCCUGCUCCCCAAUACAGGCCUUCAGUGCCCUACAUUUUACGCAUCACAAAUUUUUUCGAUUUUGUCGAUUUCGAUCCUGACACAUCCAUACACAAGGAAAGGAAAAUGGUCAUGCAGCAGAGCAGCAUCUUCGACGACGGCGGCCCCUCAAACGCGAGCAUCUAUGACCCGAGGAGGCAAAGGGUAAGUACAGAAGUAGAUUUUGAUGAUGCAAUUGUUCCCUGCACAUACAGCAGGAGGAGCAUGAGUGCAGUCACUGAGUCAUGUCGUUUUGCAAUUCUGGUGCAUGAAGGUGCAAUGGCUGCCACGAAUACCAAUCUGUAUCAAUACUGCAGGAAGUCCUGUGGAACGUGAACAAGCAGGCCCAGGCGGAAUUCGUUCCCAACCUAGAAAUAUCCUGUGCAAAAGUAUCGCACUCGUAUAAAUGCAGGUCUUGCAUUGCAAAUAAUUUUCUUAAGGUAAAUCAGCAUGGCAAAUUUUAUUUUUCAUGCUGAGAAAAUUUGUAAUGCAUUUAUACAAGUACGAUACUUUUGGAGUUCAUAAGAAAUGCCAACCGCCCAGCAAAUAAAGAUCGCGCACUCGGUAUCAGGGUGUCAGGAUCGAAAUCAACAACAUCAAAAAAUGUGUGACUGUGAUGCACAAAAUCGGUGCUAGUUUAGAGAUAGAAACGCUGUCUGUAGUCGGCGCAUGACAAAUUUCCCCCGUCCUGGAAAAGCGGAUCUGUCAUGCGUUUGACGCAAAAGAGCUCCCUUCUGUCAUGCUAGUCAGCACCAGCCUGACCCUUACCAGGGCUAUAAUCUUCCGCCUUCAUCCUUGCAUCCUCUGCAAUAGAGUCGCUGUUUGUGUCGCACUUUAAUUAUGCGUUACAGAUUAUUUCGACUUUGUUGAUUUCGGUCCUGACGCUUCCAUACUCCGGGGGGCAUGGACUGAUCUGCGGCGAUAUGAACUGCAAAAGUAUCGUAUUCGUAUAAAUGCAUUACAAAUUUUCUCAGCAAGAGAAAUAAAAUUUGUCAUGCUGAUUUACCUUAAGAAAAAUAUUUGUAAUGCAAGGCUUGCAUUUAUACGAAACGAGUACGAUACUUUUGCACAGGAUAGGCGACGGGAUUUCCGAACGGGAUGCAAUAUGAAUUGCAAAUAUGUCUCGGUCUGGAAAAUUUCAACUUGUCAUGCUAAAUCCGAAUCAUGCAAAAAUCUGUGUUGCAUGAGUGCAAAAAGCUGUCGACUUUCGACCAAGUUGGGAGGGAGUUUCUCAUGCAGGGUAUUAGGCAUGACAGUGACCUCACAGAGUCUGUCGUGCUAGAUCCCGCAUUCCAGACCUCAGGGGUCAUGGAAACCCUGCAUGACAAGUUUACAGUCCUCCAGACCCAGACAUAUUUGCAGUUGAUAUGCGAAGAGGAAGUCCGAAUUGCAGCUGCUCCCGGGAGGGCACGCAGCAAGCUCGUCCAAGGUGAGAAAUAUCAAAAGUUUGUGUUUGUGAUGCUACAAAAAAUAAAAUAAAAUUUUCGCAUGCCCGAUAAAGUAAAAAACGAAGAUGACAGUUCAAACUAUCUCAGGAAGGACGCGACUUUUGGGAGGCUAGUAGGGCGUUCGGGGCUGCAGCGAGCAAAGGUGACUAUGGGAGUGUCCUCAGGAUUGAACUCGACAAAGUUGAAAUAACUUGUAAUGCAUAAAAUGGAUACCAGUUGGAAUCCCAAUUUCUAAGCAGUGCAUGACAAAUGUAGGCACCGUCUAAAUCCAGUUUGCCAUGCUGUUUGAGGACAGAAGGCGUCUUUUGAGAUGCUACUUUAGCAGCUCUAUCGCAGACCCCAAACAGGCUGACAGUCGGCCCCACGUGCCAUCCCUGCAAGAGAGACACUUCACGCCUUGCAAUUUAUGCAUGAGAAAUUAUUUCAACUUUGACGAUUUCAAUCCUGACGCCCCCAUAGUGACCGCAUGACCUUUAACGGGGCCACAACGGUCCCGCCCAAAAACACGAACAUCGAGGCGGCAAGGGUGCUUAUUAAAUGUAAAAAUGUCUGGGUCUGGUUCUGGAAGAAUGCAAGUUUGUCAUGCUUGUCUGGCAUGACUCGAGAAUCUGUGUUGCAUAGGCACGAAAGGGCCCUCUUAUCUGUCAUGCAAAAACGCAGUUUGCCAUGCGAAAUACGUAAGACAUGGCAGCCAAAAAAUUUGUCAUGCAUAGCAGCGCAUACGCAUUGCAGUGCGUCUAUCAUUCUCAUUCAUUUCUAGCAUGACAAGUUUCCAGACCCAGACAUUUUUGCAGUUGAUAGUGCUGCGGCAGAGACAACACAACUCGACCGUGUUUGGGGUAUGAUUUGAAAUUGAAUUUGUUCUGGUUGUUUCUUUCGCAAGAACAUGAGUUCUAUGUUUCGUAUACGUAGUAGACGGAUCGUGAGUGUAGUUGCAGUCGCUGCUGUGAUGUGUAAGUACGUGUAGUGAAUAAAAGCAGCUUAUGUGAUGUGAUCAGGAGAGAUGAACUCCAUCUUCCUUCUUCUCAGGCCGACUUCGAUCCGAGCACGAAAGCGCGUUCUGCAGAAGGUUUUGACCACGGGUGGCAUGAGGGGAUAAUAAGCUCUGCAGCAACAUAAGUAUCGUACAACUAGUAUGAAUUGCAUUACAAAUUGACUUCGCAUUAAAGAUCAAAUUUGUAAUGCGGAUUUGCCGUAAGAAAAAGAUUUGUAAUGCAUAAACGCCAUUAGUACAACAAGGGCGAUACUUGUUUCGCAAUGCAUAGAUAAACCUCGAAGACAGCUUGAUCCCCGCCAACGCGAACUUUCUCGCGCACCCAUAUCCUGUGCAAAAGUAUCGUACUUGUAUUGCAGUCAUGCAUUACAAAUCUUUUCCUUGAGGUGAAUCAGCAUUACAAAUUUUAUUUCUCAUGCUGAGGAGAUUUGUAAUGCAUUUAAAUUUAUACGAGUACGAUACUUUUGCACAGGAUAACCCAGUGAAAGUAUCAACCGCAAAAAUGUCUGGGUCUGGAAGGAUGCAACUUGUGAUGCUGCAUUUGGAUGUCUAAAAAAUUUGUGUUGCAACGAGCAGCAAAAGGAGCCUAAUUUUUGCUAAGCGGUGGAGAAGGCAUUUGUCAUGCGGAAUAGGCAUCAGCAAGCCCUCUAAAAAUCUGCGAUGCUAAAUCAUGCAUUAGAGGCACCAUGGAUCAUACAAAAUAUGCAUGACAAGUCUCAGACUCUUCCACACCCAGACACUUUUGCACUUGAUAGAAGGCCAACCGCGACGCGGAGAAGUCCGCGGCAGAGCGGUUUAUGGAUUGCAAAAAUGUGUGGGUCUGGAAAGAUGCAACUUGUCAUGCGCAUUUUAUAUCAUGAAAAAAUCUGUCAUGCUCGGGGAGCAAAAGCAGCGAGCCCCUUUUCUGGUCUCCGAAAGAAGGGAUUUGUCAUGUGGAUUAGGCAUUGAGAGUCCUGCCCAAAAGAACCUGUGUUGCUGGGGCUUGCAUGCCAGACUUUCUGUGUGACGCAGACUCUGCAUCACAAACAUUUGCAAUCUUCCAGACUCAGACUGACAUAUUUGCAUUUGAUACGGUUCUAUCCUGUGCAAAAGCAGCGCACAACUCGCGCAAAUUGCAGUCUGGCAUGACGAAUCUGCUUGCUUAUUUUACCUUAAUCUGCAUGACUAUCACGAUUUAUAUUUUGUGAGGAAAUUUGUCAAGCAAAAAAUGCAUCAAGCUGUACCUCCUAGAAAAAGUGCGAUCUGCGCGAUCGUUUUGCAAUGCAUAGGUUCCACGGGAAUUUGCACUCCCGGGAAGUGGAAGGUGAGAUGCACGAGCGGAAAAAAUUCGAACCGCCUGAAGACCCGAGAAGACACAAGGAGAAAAACUUCUCGGACAUUUUCGGUAUAACGACCUGGCUUCUAUCGCUUUUGUGAUUUUUAUUUUUUUUCACACACGGACACGACACCUUUGAAGGCAUUUUUUACCAUUCUUAUUUUUUUUCUGGUAGUUUCGUAGUUUGUCGUGCGUGCUGCCGUGCUUAUUCGCGAACAAGAUGAACCGACGAAAUCGAUUUAAUAACGUGUACUUUGCUAGGUCCCGUCGACCCGAAUCUUCAUCGAAAAAAAGUGGUCCAGCGCGAGGAAGCCCUCGGUACCUUAUCGCAAGAAAAAACUGGCUCAGUCUCAACUUGCAAUUUAUGCAGAACUUCUUCCAGCAGACGACUGUUUGUGAUGCUGAGGACAUGCAACAAGAAGUGCGCCUUUGCGUUCUAAAGCCUCAGAGUUUUUUUGAUUUUAUUGCUGAGUCUGCAUAUACAGGUUUGAGACUGAGACAAUUUUUUCUCAUGAGAUACCUACCCAGCCGACCACUACCACAUCAAGUCAGAAAUUUCCGCGAGAAACCUCACCGGGCACCGAUCAGACGACUUUAAAACGGCGAGAGAAAUAUGCAUUGCAAAUAUGUCUGGGUCUCUGGAAAUUUGUAAUGCUAAAUGUGAAUGAGAGUUCCACUGCAAUACGGAGCCAAGCAUGACAAAUUUUUGGGCUCCUAUGUGUUGCGUGUUUCGCAUGGCAAACUGCGUUUUUGCACGACAGGCAAAGGGGCCGCUUCGUCCUCAUGCAUCACAGAUUCUUGAGUCAUGUCAGACAUGCAUGACAAACGUAGCAAUCUUCCAGACCCAGACACAUUUGCAUUUGAUAAGAAAGGAAGAUGCACAACAUGUUCGGAAAUGAACACCAUGUGUUUGGCAGCUAUGCAUUGCAAAAGUAUCGCACUCGUGGUAAUUGCAGUCAACAUGCAUUGCAUUUGCAAAUCCUUGUCUCAAGGUAAAUCCGCAUUACGAAUUACAUUUCUCAUGCUGAGCAAAUUUGUAAUGCAUUCAUACGAGUGCUAUACUUUUGCAGUUCAUAGCAGCGGCAUGACGGCAAAUUUAGCGGAGGUGCCGGAGCGACGGUCCAGCGCAAUAAACGAGUUUGUGUACUUAUAGAUAAGUACACAUUGUGAUGGUUUUUUCUCUUCUUGAUUGUUGAAUUAUGCAUACUGUGCUAUGUUGUUCCUCAAUCCUCAUGGAACAAGUGCUUGUCAUGCCGUUCUUCUUGCACCCCAUGACACAAAAAAUGCACUUGACAACAUCAUGCACCCGACGACCGUAUCAAUUAUGAAAACAGUGCCUGCAGUGCCAUCCGCGACGGCAUGUCUCAGGCGGCGGAGGUUCUGCGCGAACAGCGGGCGAUGCCCGCCUCUUCCCGACCGCAAACGCACCACGGUAUGAAAUGCAAAACAAGAAGUAUCGCACUCGUACUAAUUGCGGUUAUGCAUUACAAAUUUGAUUUGUAAUGCUGAGCCAAUUCGCAAUUCAUACUAGUUCUAGUACGAUACUUUUGCAAUGCAUACAAGGCCGGAAAGUGCAAGAAUUGUCCGGCAACGGGUAUGUUUCGCAGCUCUCCGAAAAAGACUAUGUCCAGUCCUCCAAAUAUGGAAGCGUCAGGUUUGCAAUAGCAAUCGUCAAAGUUGAAAUAAUUUGUAAUGCAUAAAAUGCAUGACCCGAGGUACGUGUGUUGCAGAGCAGGCAAGUGAGGCCGAUUGUAAGCCUGUUUGGGGUUGCAGCUCGAGCUGCUAAAGUAGCAUGAGAAAAUCGCCCUUCUUUGCCUAAACAGCAUGAAAAACUGGAUUUAGGGACCACCGAAAUUUAUCAUGCGCCACUUGGAAACUGGGUUCCAACUGGCAUCCAUUCUAUGCAUGACAAACCAUUUCAACUUUGUCGAUUUCGAUCCUGACACAUCCAUACCAAAGCUCGGCAGCUCGGUAUUCUGAAGAACCAAGACGAUGGCAGCUGGGUGACGCACGCCGGACAGAAAGCCUGGCGCGGGGCGCAGGGGGAAAUUAUUGUGGGUCCGAGCGAAAAAAUGUUAAACGGCGCGGUGGACGAUAUGCCGAGGGUAUGGCAUUCUAAAUUGUUACAUUCUCAACUGUUACAUGAAUUUGCAAUGCAAGCAUAGCAAAAGUCAAAGGGGGAGGAUUGCACCACUAGCAUUACAAAUUCCGCACAGAUUUAAAUGUUGUGUAGCCCUUCGGGAAUUUGUCAUGCGAAGUCGCUGCGCCGUGUGGAUGAUGAUGUUGGUUUUGCAUGACAAAUCGUGUAACAGUUGAGAACAUAACGUUUGAGAACGCUACAGAGGGAAUUGCCCGGGUACGGUCCUGCCGACACGCGGAAGCAGUUGGAAUUGCGGGGAAACUUUUGAAGAAAAUUUUUUCGGUAAGAUAAGUAACUCAUUUUAGACACGAAAUGUAAAUUAUGUCGCUUCCUGCUUUCCCUCAUCUGAUCAUCGACAUCGUCCAUGCCUUCUAUACAUUAGGUUCUGGCAUGAUUGAAGAUGUUGUUGAUGAACUGUAAGGACUACUAUUAACGCUAUGUUGAACAAGUUCCUUGUCCUUCUGUACAUGGAUGAACAGCUCAAUGGUUGGUUUUGCUUGAAUAACGUGCUCGAGUCGAGCUGGUGCUGGUACUCACCAUGAUAGAAAACACGACGACCCUUCGUCACAU
Messenger RNA from Amoebophrya sp. A120, 7229 nucleotides. NCBI's taxonomy places the organism in Eukaryota, Dinophyceae, Syndiniales, Amoebophryaceae. The record is from the annotation of a GenBank genome assembly.